CUUCGUCUCACAACCGAAAUUACCAGUAAUUACUCAUCUAGCUGUAGAUCUCAUCCUCUCUUUCUCCCCAUUCUCUCUGUUUAAUCUCUUUCUGCUUCUCCAAUGGCGACCGAAGAGCCCGCAGUCGUUACCGAGACGGAGAUUGUGACCGUCGUUCCAACUGAACCUGCCGAGGAGACUCCAGCACCCAAGGCGAAAAAGGCCCCCAAGGAACCCAAGGCCAAGAAGCCUUCGAAGCCACGGGCACCACGCACACAUCCCCCUUACGAAGAGAUGGUUAAGGAUGCGAUUGUAUCCCUGAAAGACAAGAGCGGUUCGAGUCAAUAUGCGAUUACCAAGUUUCUUGAGGAUAAGCACAAACAGCUUCCAUCCAACUUCAAGAAGUUGCUUCUUUUUCAUUUGAAGAAGCUUGUGUCUUCUGGUAAGAUUUCGAAGGUGAAGGGAUCUUACAAGAUUCCGGCAGCGAGGUCAACGGCAGCUGCAAAGCCAGCCACUGCUGCGAAGAAGAAGAAACCGGCUGCAGCUGCUAAGUCGAAGCCGAAGGCUAAGGCUGCUGCUAAGCCGAAGGCUAAGGCUGCUGCUAAGUCGAAAGCUGUUAAGUCCGCCAAGAAGGCACCGGCGAAGUCUCCUGCUAAGCCAAAGGCUGCAGCUAAGCCUAAAGCGAAGCCGGCUGCUAAGCCCAAGCCUGCUGCGAAGCCGAAAACCGCCGCGCCAAAGACCAAAGCUGUGGCUACCGUGAAGCCGAAAGCUGUCGCUAAGCCGAAGCCAGCUGCGAAGUCGAGGCCAAAGCCAAAGGAGAGACCUGCGGCUAAGGCCUCAAGGACUUCAACGAGGUCAUCUCCUGGGAAGAAAGCUCCCGCUCCCAAGCCGACGCCGAAGAAAGCCCCGGCAGCUAAGAAGACUCCAGCCAAGGCCGCCAAGCCGAAGAGUGUUAAGUCCCCGACGAGAAAGGCACCAGCGAGGGGAAAGAAGUGAUUUGGAAGAAUGAGAAGAAGAGAGCCUAGUUUCUAGGGUAGUAGUGUUUGUAAAUUGGGUAAAAUUUUACCCUAUAUUUUCUUCUCGUGGGAAAAAAUAUAUGAAAUUGAGAUUUUCUUUUCUUUUCUUUUUUCAGAGGUCAAUUUAUUUUCUUUCUAGUAGUUUGUUUUAUAGAGAUGUGACAUUUUAAUGAAUUAUGGUCCUUCAAUCGAGUUGUUUCAAAUAA
Molecule: messenger RNA, 1201 nt
Organism: Humulus lupulus (European hop)
Lineage: Eukaryota; Viridiplantae; Streptophyta; Magnoliopsida; Rosales; Cannabaceae
Product: histone H1-like
Exons: 2
Coding region: 103-975 (290 amino acids)
Biological process (GO): negative regulation of DNA recombination; nucleosome assembly; chromosome condensation
Cellular component (GO): nucleosome; nucleus
Molecular function (GO): nucleosomal DNA binding; structural constituent of chromatin; double-stranded DNA binding
Source: RefSeq, a predicted model, not a curated record